This is a messenger RNA of Closterium sp. NIES-67, 2099 nucleotides long. Lineage: Eukaryota; Viridiplantae; Streptophyta; Zygnematophyceae; Desmidiales; Closteriaceae. The record is from the annotation of a GenBank genome assembly.
AACUACCCUACCUGCACCAACUAGACAGAAGGUUGCUGGUGUCAUUAUGCGGUGUUGUGACGUGUCCGAACCGAAUCGGUGUGUCCGUCAACCACCAAGAGUGUGCGUUCCGUCGCAAUGCUGGACUGACUGGCACUCGAGCGGCACGUGCCAGCAGCUGGUGACAGCACGGCACGGCACAGCCCCAAGGCGCGUCUCGUCAUGCCAUGGCCCAUGACGACGUCUGGAUUCGCGUAGCGUCGUCAUGGUUUCGCAUAGCGUGUCACGGAUGGGCCAUCCGGGCCGUCCAGCGCAUUCCGAAAUCCACGGGUCAGCAGCAUCCGAACGCCGCGACAGCCAGUGUAGGCAAACGGCAUGUGCGACGGGGAAUGAUGAUGCAAAGGAGUGCAGGAAGACACGAUAGCCACGAUGCGCUCAUGUUAGGUUUCAAAAAUCCACCCGCUCGUGAUGUUACUCCCAAGGGUGUACACCAUGUGCAUAUUAUGAUAGGCCUUCCGCAGUACUGAAUCACGAGAGGAAGUGCAAAUGACACGAUAGCCACGAUACGCGCAGGUUAGGUUUCAAGAACCCAGCUCCGUGGCGCCCCAUCAUCUUUCCAAACAACCACUGGUUUAUUCCUCUUUUUUGGACACCCUUUCCGGCGAAAGCAGGGCGCUCCGCGAAUCGUGAUGAUUCCGCGCGUGCUGCUCGUGGCGUUUAGCAGUUUCGGUUUGAGAUGUCCGAGAGAUAGCUAACACACGCUCUUUCCAGAAGCCGCCGUUUGUUUGCUACUAGCCUCCGGGCCGGCUACUAACACAAGAAACUAGCCACGGUUGGAAUUGGGGCGCCAGCGCGGCUAGAAUGACCCACACGGGAGGGUGGAACUUAGGGGCUCAUGCUGACAAAUUCCUUGGGUUCGACAGCUGGCUCACAGCUUGUAACCGUCAGUGACUGACAGCUGGCAGGGUUCCUUGGGACAGACAGCAUGAUCCGCCAAUGAAAGAACGAGCGGUUGGGAUGGGGGGCACCACCGCCAGUAUGACCCACACUGGAGGUCGUUUUUGGGGGCUCGCACACACUGUGAGGGUGGCAACCUGUCCGGCUCAUGCUGGCAGGUUCGUUGGGACGGACGGACAGCAAGAUCCGCCCACGAAAGAGAACCGCGCGGCGCGACCCGACUGAAUAGUUAUAUCCUGUAGUGGAUCAGUCUGACGGAGCACUGUCAUCCUGUAGUGGUUUACAGUCACAGGCGACAGCUACGGAACAGUUAUGGGGUCAGGGGAACAGUCAACAACAGAAUCAGUUUCGCACGGCACCACCAUCAUGUGAAGCAGUUGGUGCCGCUUUCGUGGAGAUCGGUUAGAAGCAGUUGGGCUCUGCGGUGCUGGAAGCCAGGGAGGCUGUAAAGGCGCCGGGGGGGGGGCUCUCUCCCGCCCCCUCCCCACAGGUUUGUGUAGCGCCGAUAGGAGCCUGCUUGCACGAUGUUUCACGGGCCGAGGUGAUUUUGAGUCGACUCAGAAGUAAAAUUCUCACGGAGGGGAAGAGAGGAGCCAGCUUGAACCAAGUGGUGCAGGCCGUGGCGUAUUGUGCCGCUUCCGCGGCAAAGGUGCGGCUGUUCCUGUAGUGCUCCGAAGCGGCAUGUGCGGCAUCAUGUGUGGGUUGUUGCUGCCUACCUGUUAGCGCCCCUCUUCACCACAAGGUUGGAUUAAACAGUGCUGAACGCUUCCCAGGAGCGCAGGAGCCAUAAAUGGCAAAUUUGCCUGAAAGAGUAAGAAGCCUCAAGUGGAAUAUGACUGGCCGCCUCUUUCUUGCUAGAAUUGCACCUCAAGAUAUCGACUAUUGGCCCUCUGACAAGUUGGUACUCUUCUUGAUCUACUGGACGGCCCAUGGUUUCUCCUGGUAUUCCGGCGGACUAAGCACUAGCAGGCAGAUCUUUUGCUCCCUGAUCGUUCACCCUCGAGCUCCUCGCAUCCCCCCUUCCCCCUGGCCAUUCUCUCCGCCUCCGAACCUCCGCUUUCCACUUUUGAGACGUCUCAAACCUGUACCUCUGCACUCCUUGGCGUUCUAGCCAACGCUGCCUCAAUUCCUCGCUUUAGUCGUCCCAACCAAUCCCAACACUA